AAGCGGCCGAGAGGCCCCGAGUCCCAGAGUGUUCGGUAAUCUCCGUCGUCUCAAGGGGCGGUUCCCAUCGUCUUCGGGAGCCCUGGAAGUACAGAUUUAAGAAAUGACCCUUUUUAUUAAUUUAUUUCCAAACACAAGAAAAACCCGCGGAUUGUUUGUUAGCCAUUUAAUUUAGAGCCCCAAUUUUUAUGUUGAGGAAUGAGAACGGUAACGUACUUUGACCUUUAACCUUCGGCCGGGUGAGGUGAAGGGAAACGCCUCCGUCUCUAUAUAAGGAGUUUUCCGGCCUUUCGUGGCUUUUUUUUUCCCCCCUCUCAGCGCGCGUCGCCGUUUGCCUGCGCUCCUCUUUUCCUCAGCCGCCGCUUAGCUCCCGAUACAGCCGACAUCAUGGGCUUCGGAGACCUGAAAACCCCCGCUGGCCUCCAGGUGCUCAACGAUUACCUGGCCGACAAGAGCUACAUCGAGGGGUAUGUGCCAUCACAAGCAGACGUGGCAGUAUUUGAAGCAGUCUCCAGCCCACCACCUGCGGACUUGUAUCAUGCCCUGCGUUGGUAUAAUCACAUCAAGUCUUAUGAAAAGGAAAAGGCCAGCCUGCCAGGAGUGAAGAAAGCUUUGGGCAAGUAUGGCCCUGCUAAUGUGGAAGACACCACAGGAAGUGGAGCUACAGAUAGUAAAGAUGAUGAUGACAUUGAUCUCUUUGGAUCUGAUGAUGAGGAGGAAAGUGAAGAAGCGAAGAGGCUAAGAGAAGAACGCCUUGCACAGUAUGAGUCAAAGAAAGCCAAAAAACCUGCACUUGUUGCCAAGUCUUCCAUCUUACUAGAUGUGAAACCUUGGGAUGAUGAGACAGACAUGGCAAAAUUGGAAGAGUGUGUUAGAAGCAUUCAAGCAGAUGGCUUGGUCUGGGGCUCUUCUAAGCUAGUUCCGGUGGGAUACGGAAUUAAAAAACUUCAAAUACAGUGUGUAGUUGAAGAUGAUAAAGUUGGUACAGAUAUGCUGGAGGAAAAGAUAACUGCUUUUGAAGACUAUGUGCAGUCUAUGGAUGUGGCUGCUUUCAACAAGAUCUAAAAUCCAUCCUGGAUCAUUGCACUUAAAUAAAAGCUUAAAUGACAACCAA
Trichechus manatus latirostris (Florida manatee) is the source of this 1114-nucleotide messenger RNA. RefSeq names its product eukaryotic translation elongation factor 1 beta 2 (gene EEF1B2). NCBI's taxonomy places the organism in Eukaryota, Metazoa, Chordata, Mammalia, Sirenia, Trichechidae. The transcript is spliced from 6 exons. Gene Ontology annotation, molecular function: guanyl-nucleotide exchange factor activity; translation elongation factor activity. Gene Ontology annotation, biological process: translational elongation. Gene Ontology annotation, cellular component: eukaryotic translation elongation factor 1 complex; cytosol. The record is from RefSeq and is a predicted model, not a curated record. Bases 388 to 1065 code for a protein of 225 amino acids.